AAACUCUUCCUGUAAAAACUUGGAACCUCAGAGCAGUCCAUUCCGUCGUCAGUGAGUUGCUGUGAAGUUUUAACGCGUCUGUCCGGGAAAAAUGAGCGACAAAGGUCUGUCAGACGAGGAAGUCACUAAAGCUUGUGCGGAUGGACACCCUAUAACUAAGGAUUUUAAGAUGCAGCAGACGAUGCUGCGGAUUAAAGAUCCAAAAAAAUCUCUAGAUUUCUACACCAGAAUCCUCGGCAUGACGCUCCUGCAGAAGUUUGACUUCCCCUCUCUGCGCUUCUCCCUCUUUUUCUUGGGCUAUGAGGACAAAAAUGAUAUUCCUACAGAUGUAAAGGAGAGGACUGGCUGGACUUUCUCCAGACGAGCCACCAUUGAGCUGACACAUAACUGGGGCUCUGAGUCUGAGGAGGGUCAGUCUUAUCACAAUGGAAACUCUGAUCCCAGAGGCUUUGGACACAUCGGAAUUGCAGUUCCGGACGUAACAGCCGCUUGUGAACUGUUUGAAAAGCAAGGAGUGACGUUUGUCAAGAAGCCAGAUGAUGGUAAGAUGAAAGGCCUCGCCUUCAUUCAGGAUCCUGACGGCUACUGGAUUGAGAUCCUGAGUCCAAACAACAUGGUGUCCAUUACCUCAUAAAAAAAAAAACAAAUGGAAUGUGACCAGGCCGGAUCUGCUGUAGCUUCACUGAGGAAGAGGGCAAACCAUUGGGAUUUAGUGAUGCAUUUAGUAAACUGUACCGGAGAGCAGAGUGGGAAAUGGAGCAGGAUCAGUUGCACGUUGGCAGUCAGUGUGCCUUUGCAUGAGCUGGACUAAUAAUCUGGGUGGACGACUAAAUAGGUGACAUAUUUUUUUUGAGUUGACCUGCUCGGUGUAGCUGGUAUUCUGCGAUAGGUUUGUAUGAUUUCAGAAUAAAAAAACAAUGUUAAUGUGCAAUAAACGUGAAACCUG
Messenger RNA from Cynoglossus semilaevis (tongue sole), 946 nucleotides. Its product is annotated as glyoxalase 1. The coding region runs from base 92 to 634 and encodes 180 amino acids. The transcript has 6 exons. Lineage: Eukaryota; Metazoa; Chordata; Actinopteri; Pleuronectiformes; Cynoglossidae. The record is from RefSeq and is a predicted model, not a curated record. Gene Ontology annotation, molecular function: metal ion binding; lactoylglutathione lyase activity.